AUGGUUCUUCUGGUCCAACAACGUUCUGCAGCCAACACGACUAUCAGCAAGGCUUUGGGUUAUCGUGCUGCCCACAAAUCACAACGCUUUUGUCAUUUGGGUUUCGGUAGGCCUUGUUCCCUGAACAUGAAUCUGCAUACCUUUGUGCGUCUAAGUAUGCCCCAUCCGAACAUACAACAAAACAAAAAAGUGCCACGGAUAAGUGAAAACGCUCGUGAAGGUAACAGUGCGACGUCCGUUGCUAAACGGUCGGAUAUUUCGAAGUUGUUGAUUAAUACACUCGUAGUUUUGCUCGGUUUUGGACGUCUGAACAACGCUCAGAGGGGCACCGGUGUUUGGCUAAAACUGCAUAUACAUUACCAUUUUUGCGGAAAACGUCGCCACACAUUUUCCAACCCCCAACCUAGAGGACCAGGAGACUGUGUUGGUCAGACCUCUACCCAUGGACCAACCUGGUAUGAAAGACUCUGUGAGUGCUGCGCGGACAUACUUCAGUAUAGUUCAGUAGGUCUCCGAGCCAUUGAUGUGGCCCGACUCGUGGUCCCCAUCCAGGAAGACGGCAAUGACCAGCGCAGCUGA
Messenger RNA from Opisthorchis viverrini, 579 nucleotides. RefSeq lists its product as hypothetical. The transcript is spliced from 5 exons. The record is from RefSeq and is a predicted model, not a curated record. Bases 1 to 579 code for a protein of 192 amino acids. Lineage: Eukaryota; Metazoa; Platyhelminthes; Trematoda; Opisthorchiida; Opisthorchiidae.